AACUUAGGCUCGUUACUCCCACACUACUGAUAUAAACAAAAGGGCUUGUUAUUCUAGCUUCCAGAAGUUCCGAUGAGGCGGGGUCUGACAUUCAUAGGAAAGGAAGAGAGUCCAAGUAUAGAAAGGAAAGAAGAAGAAUAGGAGGGGAAUCGUCCAAUAAGAAGCCCAACAUAACUCAACAUGAGCGAGAUUCCCAAACGAGAGGACUGUCACGAUCACGUCUUGGCAGAUGUCCUGGCGAAGGAAGGAGGCUCCGUCCCAGCCUUCCUUAACGCCGUUUUUGGUUUCCUAUCAAGGCAGUGUCCGGAGGAAUUGUACAACAGCUCACAGAUUUCUGGAGAACAUCUUAUUAGUCAGUCUUACUGCAAGUGGCGGCAGAAGUACAUGCAAGAGAAGACUCAGAAAUCACUUCAGUCAUUGCAGUGCAAUCCAGAAUGUGAUGUACCGCCAGCUGUGGCUGAGGAAGAGGUGGCUGCAGAGGAGCCUGAACAGAAGAGGAAUGCAGAUACUUCUCCCAAGACAAAAGCCCAGAAAAGUGUGAAGGAGACCCAACCCCACAGCAGCUUCAAUGCCAUCAAUGGAGCUGUUAGGGAAUCAUAUGCUUGGACACAGAGCAUUGAAGAUUUGGAAGUCAGGAUAUGUGUUCAUGAUAGCGUGCGGAAAGGAAGACAGGUUAAAGUGAAACUUCAGCCCAUGCGUUUGGAGGUGGGUGUUCAGGGGUCAUCUACUGCAUGGCAAACACUCGUUACAGGAGAGUUUCCUCAUGCAAUCAAAGUGGAGGACUCAGUCUGGUCUUUGGUACCAGGAGACCAUAUAUUGAUCCACAUGGAGAAAACAGAGGAGCGGUGGUGGGACAGACUACUGACCAGUGAGGACUCGAUAGACCUAAAAACAAUUAAUGCAGAGAGGGACUUUGCUACACUACCUGAGGAAGACCAGCAGAGGAUACAAGAGCUGGUUUGGAACAAGAGGCAACAGGAACUUGGUAAACCUACAUCAGAUCAGACAAGAAUGGAGUCAGUGUUGCGAGAAGCAUGGAAUGCUGAGGGUUCUCCAUUCCUGGGCCAGCCUUAUGAUCCUACUGUGAUAAAUUUCGCAUCUAAUCUAGAUUUUAAUCGGUAGGACUGGUAGUACUGUUCAGAAAUUCUUCAACAUUUUAUCUGAUUUUUUUUUUUUAUAUAUAUAAAGGAAUUCAGAAAUAUAUUAUAUAUUUCCUUAGAACAGUAACUUAUGAGUAGUUAUAUGUCAGUGUAUUCAGUCUGGAAUUUUAAAUAAAUUAUUAAACAUA
Messenger RNA from Penaeus chinensis, 1288 nucleotides. RefSeq names its product nudC domain-containing protein 3-like. Gene Ontology annotation, cellular component: cytoplasm. The record is from RefSeq and is a predicted model, not a curated record. Bases 181 to 1122 code for a protein of 313 amino acids. Gene Ontology annotation, biological process: protein folding. Lineage: Eukaryota; Metazoa; Arthropoda; Malacostraca; Decapoda; Penaeidae. The transcript has 7 exons.